Molecule: messenger RNA, 2064 nt
Organism: Mollisia scopiformis
Lineage: Eukaryota; Fungi; Ascomycota; Leotiomycetes; Helotiales; Mollisiaceae
Exons: 2
Coding region: 1-2064 (687 amino acids)
Biological process (GO): regulation of DNA-templated transcription
Molecular function (GO): DNA-binding transcription factor activity, RNA polymerase II-specific; zinc ion binding
Source: RefSeq, a predicted model, not a curated record
AUGGAUGCGCGGAGUGAUCACAGGAUGGCUACACCACCAGCUACAUAUGGCAAUGGUCACUCCAAUUCCACAACUCCUCACAAUCCAAGCAUGUCUCCCUUUGGGAGUCCGACUCCGAAGAGUGUCGCAUUUGAGCUCCUCUUCCCCGAAUCCCCCCAGUACCGUGCGCGCCUCCCUAUGAGAGUGCAAAUUUUCCCUCACGAUACUACCGAUUCAAUCAUCACCACCGUCAAGAACUUCUAUGGGCUGUACGCUGGUCCAGGUGGUGCCAAAGGAGUGAGUUUUGAGGAUGAGCAGGGGAACACCCUCAUCGCUCGCUAUGAGAAUCUCCGAAACAAUAUGGUAGUUUAUGUCAGAGUUAUCGAAGAGGCUGCUCCUCCACCAGGUGCAUAUGGCCCAUCUUCAUACCACUCAGGAUCUCCUAUCCUCCCGGCAGCUGCCAAUUACUAUCCCGGCGAUGGUCACCAUAUGCCACCACCGCAACCAGCACAGGCACUCAGUUAUGGUCAACCCCCAUCGAGACCAACGUCAAGAACGUCUCGAUUGCGCAGCGCAUCACCUGGCCAAGGCCGUGGACGCCGAAGUGCAUCUGCCAGCACGAAUCCACCUCCUAUGAAAAAGAGCCGGUCGCGCUCUGGUUUCAAGAGUCGUGGAUCGAGCGCCCAUGGCAGCUUUACAGAUAAUCACAGCGAUGGCAUGAAUGGGUACAGCAGUGGGGAUGGAGCACCUGGCUCAGUUUCCAGCAGGACCAAGAGUGAACAUCUUGGUAACACCGAGAUUAGCUUGGACAAUAUUGUUGAGGGCGGGAGACGAAAGAGGGCCAAAUUCGAAAGCUCCGAAUUGCCCUUGUUCGCUCCUCCCCAGAUGCCUGCAGCGACUUCGAACUCCUCUGUGUCUCCAGCUCGUCGCAAUGAGCACCAUCGCUCAGCCUUCCCUUUCACCAACCCAUCACAACAUCCAUUCUCGAACCCCCAACCACUACACUCCCCACAAAGCUAUAGCAAUGGAUUUGGUCAGCCGGGGAUGUAUACUACACCGGCUCCUCAAGGUCGUCGCACUCGCGGCGGUGCUGUGUAUCCUACCAAUCGUCAAUCAAUUGGCAGCACACCAAAUGGCAAUAGCUCAGGCAUACUCCCAACUCCCGAUCCAACAGUUGGCAGUUGCAUGUCGGAGGAAGACAAAGAUGUUGCGCUACAAUUGAUGAGAUUGGGAGAAAUGUCAAACAUCUCCCACGGUCGCACAUCUGCUUCCACGCUUGAUGAUACAUUCAGCGGCCGAGCAGAUGCUGCUUCUUCUACUGGGGCAACAAGUGAGGGAGAGAGCGAGAGUGAGGAUGAAUUGCCACCUCCUCGGCGCCAGAAGCGUGAAGCAAGCCCAAUCUUGCCACCAGGACAUGUCAAGAAAUUUCGCCAGCAUCUGGAUGAUAUCUUGCCAAGCCAAGACAGCACCGAGCCUAGUGGAGAUGAGGCUGAUGGCGAAGACGGCCGUGAUGAGACUUUCAAGCCUGCUUUCAAAGAUGAUGCUAUGGAGCUUGAUCAGAACAAACCAAAGAUGCUCAAGUCCAAGAGCCUCCCCACCGUCAUGGGCAAGCCCCGUACCAGCGCUUCUGAAGCCAAAGUCAGGUCAAGCAAAUUGAAGACUCAAAGACCAACUCAGAUUAGGUCAAAGAAGUCAAUCAGUGCUCCUAGCAGCGCUAAGCCAAUUUCUCCCACCUCUCUGCCACCUCAGUCUCGGAAGACGUCCAAUGCAUCUGCGUUGGCAUUCCAGCAUCAACUCGGUGAGGAUGAAGAGGACCUUUCCUCCAAACCCCGCUGCCAGCGAUGUCGCAAGAGUAAGAAAGGUUGCGACCGUCAACGCCCAUGUCAACGAUGCAAAGACGCUGGUCUGAGUGCAGAUCAAUGUGUCAGCGAGGAUGAAGGAAAUGGUCGCAAGGGCCGUUAUGGACGCCACAUGGGUGUACCGGUGAAGAAGGACGAAUUGUCUGUGGACACAAGCAUUCUGCCUCCGAUGGUGGCAGCUGGCGGUCAGAGCAGCCCAGAUAAGAGCAAGAAGAGAAAACGGUAG